UAUGCAAAUGUACCUCGAGGUCCCCUCUUCAUGGCAGACAAACGAAGACAAUUUCAAGAUAUUAAAUAAACACUUCAGUCUACUUGAUAAAUAAUCCAAACGAAGACGAAAUCGUCGGGAUGUAUAUAUGUUUGACCGUAUUUUAAAUAUUUGUUUAGGUGACUGAACAUCCGUUGCUUGAACGAGGUAUGUUUCUGUCAGGAAGUUAUCAGAAGCCGGUAGUGCUUGGCUAAGCUAGCUUGCUAACAAAUUCGCCGGUGCGGGCGGACCUCUUUGUCUGACAGGGGAAGGGUACGCGUGCUCUUUUGUUUGGCAGUUUUCUUUGUCAAGUCGGGGAAAGGGAACUGUCGCGACAGUGUUUCUCCUUAGUGGCUAUUCACGUUAUUUAAAAAUGCAAAACGUGAAGAAAUACUUCACAGAGGGCCUGAUCCAGUUUACGAUCUUACUCAGUUUAAUCGGAGUUCGCGUGGACGUCGAUAGCUACUUAAACGGUUACUUCUCCCCUCUGUUAGAGAUUAACGUUGGACCAAGCUCAGCUUACAUCCAGACACCCUUUCACAAUUUGAGGGACACCUGGGACGGAUACAGCGUGCACCCCAAAUGUCUCGAGUUGGACUAUUUCUUUACCAGUCGCAGGCUGCUUGACGAGGUGCGAGCUCUCGGCUCACCUCGGUUCCCUACGCAGCUGAAUGCAUGGCUCGUGCACCAAGUGCCUGACAGUUCGGAGUUCCAAGAGCCAUCAAACAACAUAAGUAAUGGCGCUGACAUAAACUCUGGCUUGACUCUGGAGAGUGCGUUGGACAAUGCAAACCACAGUGAUCUUCUGUCCGAAGACGAGAGCUGUUUGGACCGACGAGAGGAGUGCCACACUGCAAUCCAGGAACAGUGUGUGUCUGGGCCUUACAUUGUCACUGGAGCCUGCGAGGCCCAGGACAAGGCUGAUGGAAGUGAUGAAGAAGCAGAAGAGCCUGCACCUGUGACUCAGCUCGUUCUCAGUUCCACACUAGAAGAGCAUCUGCUUGAUGAUCCCCAGCCACCCUCAACGUUGUCUGGUUCUGGAGAUGCCCCUCCUACGACUCUUGACUGGAGCCACUUUCUCUCUACCGAUUUUGAUGAUUUGGAUCCUUUGGUUCCCCAGCGUCUCUCUGACCUAGACACUGAUAUCUCCAGCGCCAUCAGCCAGAAUGUCAGUCUGCGUGAUGCCAUGGUGAGAGGUACUGGACCCUAUGAUGUCGUCCCUCACAGGGAUGAAAGCGGAUCCGUUACCCAGCAAAGGGGACCUUACUUCCGACUGGAGUCUACAAACUCCUCUCACUCGGACUCAUCACCAGGCGUAACAGCAGGGCUAGCCACACUGCCUUUCUCUUCAGUGUGCAACGCAACACGGAAUGUUACGUCCGACAGUGCACUAGGAGGCUGCCUGGAUGAGGCAGUGUUUGAUCAAAUUAACCUGCUGGGGCUGGAGGGGCUGGAUUCCAUUGACCCUCAGCUGCUGGGAAGCCUGGAGGGAAUAGACCCUCGAGUCCUAGAAGACCUGGACUCGGACUCUGGCCUUUCAUUGGAGAACAGCUCUAGAGGCCCCACAUCUCCUGGUACGUCAGAGGUGUCAUCCUCCUCCAGUUCAUUCUGCGAAGAUGAGGGCGGAGCCACAGGCUACAGCAGCGAGGCCGACUCCCUCCCCUCCAAGGGCAUUGCCGACUAUGACACAUGGUCACAGGUCGAUCUGAGCGAGAACGUUUGGCACGACCACAGCUACUCCUCCCCUCCUUAUUUCCAGUCGUCGGUGCCUACGUUCUCCCAUAAAGCCAUCAAAGAGGAGCCUCUAAGCGAAGAAGAGUAUGACAGGGAUGACGAGCAAGAGCUGAGCCGUGAUGAGCUGCGAGCCAGGGCCAUGUGCAUCCCCUUCUCAGCACCGCAGAUUGUCAGUAUGCCCGUGGAGGAGUUCCUGGAGCUUCUGGAGGGGCAAGCUCUCUCGUCUGCACAGAUCACCCUUCUCAGGGAUAUUCGCAGACGCGGAAAGAACAAGCUGGCCGCCCAGAACUGCCGUAAACGUAAGCUGGAUGCCAUCACAGGGCUCCAGGAGGAGGUGGAGAGGUUACAGGCCCAGAGAGACACCCUGCUCAGGGAGAAGCAACACACAGCCAAGGCUCUAGGGGCUACGGGCCAGCGCAUUGAGCAGCUCUCUAGAGAUGUCCUGGCCAGGUUGAGGGAUGACCUGGGACAACCCCUGACCCCUGACAGAUACAGCCUGCAGUGUGGAGCCAGUGGAAGGCUGGUGGUACAGCCAAUAAGAAGACCUGUUGUAACCACAACAACGUCAAGUAAAAGCGAUAAAAGGAAGAAGGAAAAGAAGCCUUGAUGCAGAAUUUGCUUUUGUGACUUAGUUUGUUUCUGUUCUUUUGGAACUAACUGGCUUCAUUCUGGUUAUGAAAUGGUGUCAGCUCCUCUGCUUAUCUGGACUCACCUAUUUUGGGAGCCUAAUCAAAGGUAGAAACGCAAAAACAAAAACAUCCCCACAAACAACUUGUAUGUCAACCCAUCUGUAAAUAAAGAAUGUCAGAAUUUUUCCAGGAAAAACAAUGUAGCACAGACACUGGAUGCUUUUUCCCACUAUAUGAAAGGGGGCUGGGUUGAAUAGCUAUUUAAAGAUGUGUUGAGUGUUCUUGAACUGAAGUGUAAGGUUUGCAGUAUAAUUUGUGUAGAAGUACAACGGUAAGUUGUAGAAGCGUGAAAUAAAUGAAUGAACUGAAAUUAUUUAAGUUCACAUGUAGAAUUGACCAUAUCAGAAUACUGUGGUUGUAUUGACUGCUAUCAAACGUAUCGUCGAGUUCUAAGAGGCCGAUGUUCUAUUGCCCCAAGUUAAAAUGCUCCUCAAUUUUCUUUAAUGGUAGAAUGCCAAUUAUUCUAAGGGCCUUAAUUUAAAUUUGAUAGUUGUGCAUCUGUGAUGCACAGAUGUGAUUGUUUUUGUUAUAUAAGAGCAGUUUUUUUUAUCUGACUAAUAUUGAAUGAAUAAUUGUUAUUUUUGUAUGAUUUCCCCGACUAGUUUAGGCUUUGAGUCAGACUUUUCAUUCUACCUCACAUCUUCCUUUUGGUUGUUUAUGGUCAUUUUUGAGAGAUAAUAUUUUUGGGGUCUUAGCACGGGCAACGGAGAGUAUAGGAACACAAGUGCACUAAGACAACACAAAUGCUUCACCGUUUGUCAUAGUGAAACUCAAAUGGACCUAACAAUAGACAAUACAAUCACCACUCUGGUUCAAAGGAGCACAGUAUGCUUGUAUAAUAAUAAAACAAUUAAAAAAUACAUUUGUGCAAGUUAAAACACAAGUGAUGUAGAUAUUAAAAAUAAAAAAAAUAAUCAGGAACAUAAAGAAUAUUGAUGCAGUUUUAGUUUGUUUUUUAUUAUUUUGGUUUGUUGGAACGUCUUUAAACCUUGUAAAACCUUUCUCAGUUGAAGGGUGUGUUGUUGUUAUUGUUGACCACAUCACAUAAUCUGACUUUUCUUUGCAAAUGUUCAAUCUUUUGGUUUGACCAUAAAAUAUUGUUUUUACUCGUUUUCUUUCAGCCAUUUACCGUUCUUUUGUUACUCAGUUGGGCUUGAUUGCUAUUUGAUGACCGCAUGGUGAAGGAUGUGGAGAAUGUGGGAUCUCUUGAAUAACUAAUGUUGUUCUCUGUGAAAUGGGUCUUAAAUUAGUUCGUUCUGAGCUCAAAUAAAAAGUAAAAACGGA
Messenger RNA from Hypomesus transpacificus, 3725 nucleotides. RefSeq names its product nfe2 like bZIP transcription factor 3 (gene nfe2l3). Bases 392 to 2359 code for a protein of 655 amino acids. The record is from RefSeq and is a predicted model, not a curated record. Gene Ontology annotation, cellular component: nucleus. The transcript has 5 exons. Gene Ontology annotation, molecular function: DNA-binding transcription factor activity, RNA polymerase II-specific; RNA polymerase II cis-regulatory region sequence-specific DNA binding. NCBI's taxonomy places the organism in Eukaryota, Metazoa, Chordata, Actinopteri, Osmeriformes, Osmeridae. Gene Ontology annotation, biological process: regulation of transcription by RNA polymerase II.